Octopus sinensis (East Asian common octopus) is the source of this 5231-nucleotide messenger RNA. RefSeq names its product MDS1 and EVI1 complex locus protein EVI1-A-like. NCBI's taxonomy places the organism in Eukaryota, Metazoa, Mollusca, Cephalopoda, Octopoda, Octopodidae. The record is from RefSeq and is a predicted model, not a curated record. The transcript is spliced from 2 exons. The coding region runs from base 247 to 4590 and encodes 1447 amino acids.
CGUUAAUAUUGAUGGAUUAUUUAAAAACAAAACGAUUGUCACAGUUUUCCUUUUUCUUUUUAUGUAUGUGAUAUUAUCGCAGAAAAAAAAAAGCUUGAUAUAAUAUCCUAAUGGGAUUUCAGAAUCAAAAACAGACUAUGGAAUCCUGCAGUAUCUGUAGUAGUGGUUGUUGAACUGCAUCACCUUGUGUGUGUGUGCUGGCAAGUUGAAAGUAUUUUCCCAGUAAGUUCACUGCCUCAGCCAACAAUGGAAAUAGAACUCCACAAAUUAUCAACUCUGAAAACAUCUUUGAAUAAAAGUAAAUAUCCAUGUGAAUAUUGCCAAAAGUCUUUCUCCAGACCAAGUCACCUGACACGUCACCUCAGAGUUCACACUGGUGAAAAGCCGUUUUUCUGUUUGGUUUGUGGCAAAUGUUUCAAGCAGUCAAACCAUUUGACGUCACAUGCCAAAAUCCACCACAAGCCUAUAGACACCAACAACAAUGCCCUCUCACUGCUUACAGUUGAUCCGUCAUUGACCACUUUUGACACGUCGUCAAGUUUCUUGACUCCUGGUGACAAAAGCAACCAUGAAAUGUCACACAUUGAAUCUCCUACUUGUUUCACUAAUGGAUUAUUACCUUCACAUGUGAAAAGAGAAUCUAGUUUAAGCUUAAGGGACGAUGAUUGUAUUAUUACAAAGGCCAACACAAACAGACAAGUCGAAAACUUGAUUUUAAGUGGAUCGAUAGCAGCAUGCCUAAAAAGAUCAACACCAGCAUUUCUGUCCAAACACCACUUAAACUAUAAGAAAGAUGUUUCUAAAUUAACCAACAAAAGCCCCGUCAGUAAGGAGUUAACAACAUCUUUGAAGUGUGAACUAUGUAUGGAAGAAUUCAUGAAUUACAACUCCUUAAAAAUUCAUUUACAAACGCACACACUUCCUACAAAAAUUCAGCACCAAAAGAGACCAGUAGUAAAAAAUAUGAAUGUCUUCUCUUAUAGGGAUUAUUUAUCACAGAAAAGUGUUUCAGAAAAUAAAGAUGGACAUCUACAAAUUCAGAUGAAAGAGAAUUUGGAUGUCAGUAAAGACGUCAGUAAUAUUUCCAUUGAUGUAUCUGAUGACAUAUUAAAUGAUGAAAUAUUGCUUCAACAAUCAGAUGCUGAAUCUGAUGAUGAUGAUGUUAUUAUCAUUAAAGCAGAUCCUGAUAGUGAGGCAAACCUCUCUUCUGACUCAGCCCUGGAGACAGAGAAAUCAAAACCAACUAAACCAACCCUUCGUACCAAAGAUCCCCAACUAGAUGACAUCAGGGUAACAUCAAAACAUAAACAUCUUGACUCUAUGGAUCUGAAUGAAAAUUCCUCAACACUCCAAACUUUAAGAGAAAAUAAUAACUUCAAAUCAGGAUUUUCUUCUUCAAACUUGAGGAUUCUAGAGAAGAUGUUAUCUGGAGAAACAGUAGACCAAAGCUAUUUAAAUACAGCAUUAUCAUCAUCAUUGACACCAUCAUCAUCAUCAUCAUCAUCACAAACUGCUAAAAGGCAAUCUUUUAUACACUUUGACAUUGACAAGAAUCGUACACACCAUGUCGGCUUAAAGCCAUUUACCAGAGACAAACUUGCAACACAGCAAUGGGAAACAUCACACUCAUCCACCAUCAGUCCAAGUAAACGACGCCAAAUUCUUUCAUCCCUACCCAAUGAUGCCACAACAACACAACAGCUGCCGCAUCUUACUUCAAACAAAGCGAUUUCUAGUGAUGCUGGUCAACUGAACCGAACGCUUUUCCCAUCAACCAUUCCAGAAAACCAGUCAAGUUUCUCAAGAACCUCCAAGUUCAAGCCAGAUACGUUUGUGUCGCGUACUGGCUUUAAUGUCAUCAAUAACACUUCUGUCCAACAGCCAGAGAGCCGAAAGAGACUUUCAAAUCAAUUGAUUAGUAACAGUAAAUCUAGCAACACUCUGUCUAGAACACCACUGAUGACCAGCCAGCAACAUACAAGCUCCAACUUCUUGGCCUUUAAGAAUCAACAUCAAAAUUAUCAGUCAAGAAUAAAAAAGCCACAUUUAAGUACAUUUGGUGUAUAUCAAAGCCGUAAUCGAUACUUAUCUGGCAAUAAUUCUCAGAACAGAUUUCGAUGUAAAUACUGUCCAAAAGCAUUUUCCCGACCCAGUCAUUUAUUACGACACGUCCGUGUCCACACAGGAGAGAAGCCAUUCAAAUGUAAAUAUUGUAGUAAACAGUUCCGUCAGUCAAAUCACUUAACAACUCACAUUAGAAUUCAUACUGGCAUCAAACCAUUCCAGCACAGAUUUCACCUCAGCCCCAGACCAUUUGACUGCCAGCUGUGUGGCCAAAGUUUUUUCUUACUCAGUCAUUUAAAUCUGCAUCUUCAAUCACAUGUUGCCACUCUCAAUUAUCCCAAUACACAAUUCAGCGACGAUGCUCUCCUUGUGCUUGAUCCUAAUGAAGAUUCAGUUAUGAUAGAUGACGAAGCCCCUUCACACAAUACCACUUUAGAGAAAGCACACCCAAUACAAAAUGAUAGCGAACACUCUAUGUCGAAGAGCCUGACACAAAACGUGCAUCCCUCUGUUCUGUAUAUUAAAGAACUGUCUGAGGUGCCCUACAACAAAGACUCAAAUAAUAAUGAACAUGUGGAACUUUUGUCAGAAGAUGAAAGCAUUGAGGAAAUCUCUGAAAGUGUCGAUACUAAUUGUAAGGGUUCCAGUGUACAGGACAAUCAGACAUCUGUUGAGUCUAACUUUGAUACAGAAUUCAUUACACCACAUGCAAAUGAGGUAUGGACCUUGAGAACAGAUGAUUUGGAUUCUAAAACGUCUGUUUCUACUCCAAAUGAAUUCCAUAACCAGUUAUCCACUGAAACAUAUACUCCUAAAGAACUGGAAUGGAAAUCUAGGUCCUCUUCAGAUUCUACAGACAAUCAAGAAGUUGCCAUUGAAGUUGUUAAAUGUGAGGAAGAUCAUCUCAGUGAACAAGUCAAUCGCAACCUUUCAGAAAUUCAAACUUCUGUGAAGAAAGAACAGGAAAGUGUUGAUGAAUGCAACCCUGACACUCUAUCAGUGUUUACCCCAAAACUGACACCAAGUCCUAAACCAGAUGAGUGUUUUGUAAAGGUUAAAGAAGAGCCCUUAGAAGAGGAAGAUGUAGACAGGAAUGACGUGUCAUUAAGUGAUAAAUCUCUGUCCACUGCCUGCAAAUAUACCGAAAAAGACAACAUGCAGGAAUUUCUGGAACAAGAACAAAGUAAUUUUCUUGGAAACUGCCUCCAAAAUAUUAAAACAGAGGCAUGUGCUUCAACAAACACAGUGUCUAGUUAUCCACUUGACAUAGAAGAUGAACAAGAUAUUUGGAAAAAAUUCACACACAGUUCAUCCCAUGCCUUUAAUGAAGAUGCACUGAAAUUAAAUGACCCUAAAAAGAAUGCAAAGAUGUCUACCAACCAAGAACAUAGACAAUCUACACAAGACAAUCCCAACACAGUUGAACCCUUUGACCCAGGUAAAGGGAUGAAGUGUCAUUAUUGCAACAAACACUUUGAAAAUUGGAACCACUACAGUAUACAUGUUAAAUCUCACUAUACAGACAAUCAAGUUUAUCUGGACAAUACCUCUCUGAGAUACAACCCAAAUUUUGGGAUUGUAUCACAGAAUUUUCUUAUCAUUGAUGAUGAUGAUGAUGAUGAUGAUAAUCCUGCACCCAGUGCCAAAGCUUUAACUCAAGAAUCUCAACAUAUUUUAGCUUCACCAAAUAGAAGAUUAAGGAGAGCAGUCUAUGGAAAUAAUUCAGUCUCCCCUUCAUCCGUGUCUAAAAAGCCAAUGUUUAAAUGUACAUAUUGUGAGAAAUCUUUUUCUCGACCUAGUCAUCUAACCAGACAUAUUCGUAUCCAUACUGGUGAGAAACCAUUCAGGUGUAACAUUUGCAAUAAAAAUUUCACUCAAUCCAACCAUCUGACAUCACACUUGAAGAUUCAUACAGAAAGGAAACUUGAUGACUAUUCUAGUAUUCAACAGCGAUUCUCCUUGCUGAGCCAAUUUGAGACACACUUGAAGACACGUGGAUCAUGGCACUCUAACCCUGUUGAAGGAAAAUCCCUAGCCCUCCACAAUAACAAUCACAGCACUGAAAAUCUAGCCAAUAAAGUGAUUCUUAACUCUGCUACUACUUCCCCAAAUGAAAUCAACUCAUCCAACCAAGAAUCAUCGUUUACCACAAAUAAACAACUGGAAACCAAACAUUCUUUAUCAGAUCCUUCCAAUAUCAGCUACAAAGCAGCUGAGGAGUCUUUAUCUGAUCUGAGAGAAGAAACUUCUGAACUAACAAAUUCUCCAGAUUCUUCAACCAGCCAGUGCAAGACUGAUAUUGCUUCCUUCAAUUCUGGUAAUAAUUUCAAUACUGUUUCUUCCCCCGUCUUUCCAUCAAUUAGUAUUAUGCAAAAUAUCUUAAAAGAGCCCCAAAUCAAAGUUGAAAAAAAUAACUUUGCCAGAGAUUACUCGGCAGAAUGGCAAAGAGGGGAUAAGACAGCUACUUUAGAGAAGCAGGUUUUAUAUGAAGAUGAUGUUAAACCAGAAAUUUUGCCAAAUAUUUGAAGUAUUUUAUUAAAUCAACUUGAAAAAUUUAUCUGCUGAAAUUUAGAUCUUACAGUUUUUUUUUUUUUUUGCUUCAUUUGGCAAAGAAUUAGUAAUUAAAAGACCAGAAAAUAUCCUGCAGUUUCUCAACUGGUAAAACAAGAAACUUGUAAAAAUGCAGGUAAUGUCCACACAAUUUUGACAAUUAAUCGAACCAACAUUAGUAUUUGAAUUCAGACUUCUGCUCUGAUUGACCCCACCUUUCGUCCCAUACUCCUGACAUGGAAUAUAGAGAGGAAAGUGAUUUAAGUGCCAACAAUCUACAAAUGGGCUAAAAAAAAAUAAUAAUAAUAAAUACUAGUAAUAUAUUGCAAUCAAAUCUUAUUAACUAUACACAACAACAAUAAUUGAUCUUGUAGUCAUCUGGAAAAAAAAACACAUUAAUAUUAAUGUGUGUCCAUUUUAUAUGUGUAUGAAGAUAUAGUGUGUGCAUAUGUGUGUACUUCAAAAAAUGCAGUGUUGAUGGAGAGAUAUUGUGGUCGAGUUAUGUAAAUAACAAACUCAUUACUGCCAUUUGAAUCACAUACAAUGACAUCAGUUAAGACAAUUGCACAAACAUUAAAGUGUAUAAUUUUGAAAAAGUAAAAUAUAUUUUGAAAUUA